AUGACAAGUUCACCAAACGGCCGUUCAAGAACUCUUUCUUCGCCUGCCAUGUACAUGUCUCCAAAUCUGUCACCCUCCAGUUCUUCCAUGUCAUGUUCUUCACCUCAAUUCCUACAAGUUGCGAGUAAUGAUAGCAACAGUACAAGUCAAAUGUCGCCAGUCUCCCCACAUCAAUCAGAACCAUUUAAUUUUUCAUCCUUUAGAGAGCAAUAUCAACAGCAAUUUUCAUUGAGCAAGUCAGAAUCCUCAAUCACUGCUCUUAAAGGUAACUCUGGAAAGCAACACCAUCAACGACAUAAUUCAACGCCUGCAAUUACGGUAACAGAAUCGAAACCACGAAGUAGAAAAAAGAGUAUUGCAAAAUCUUCACCUGCAAGCCCACUAAUCCACAUUCCAUCAAUUCAAAUUCAGGGUGUUGAAUCCGCUGCUACCUCAGUUUCUACAGUGACAGCAGCUAUUCCCAAAAGAACAAGACGAAAUUCCAUGUCAUCUCUUGAUAAAGACAAUUCCUCAGUUAGUGGACCCUUAACAAAACAGAACAAAAUGCAAAACACCUUAAGCAAAACAAUAGUUUUCAACAAUUAUUAUGAUGAAAUUCAGUUCAAAAAGAAACAUGGGCCAAACUGCACUUUCUAUAAAUUUACUGAGUACAAGUAA
Messenger RNA from Naegleria lovaniensis, 657 nucleotides. RefSeq lists its product as uncharacterized. The transcript has a single exon. NCBI's taxonomy places the organism in Eukaryota, Heterolobosea, Eutetramitea, Acrasida, Naegleriidae. Bases 1 to 657 code for a protein of 218 amino acids. The record is from RefSeq and is a predicted model, not a curated record.